Molecule: messenger RNA, 870 nt
Organism: Trypanosoma grayi
Lineage: Eukaryota; Euglenozoa; Kinetoplastea; Trypanosomatida; Trypanosomatidae
Exons: 1
Coding region: 1-870 (289 amino acids)
Molecular function (GO): syntaxin binding
Source: RefSeq, a predicted model, not a curated record
AUGGUGUCCGUGUCCGAGCGGCUUGUGCUUCAGCUCGUCAAGAUGCACCAGCGUGAAGCGGAGCUGGAGCGGGAGAAGUUAACACUGCAUGAAAAAGAUGAGCUCAAGGCGAGACUUCAGGAGCGGCUGGCGCAGACCCAGGAACAGGUGCGUAAAGUGGAGUCCAUACGGACGACACUCGAGGGCCUCAACCGCGCCGCCGAGGAAGGCUACGAGCAGGCACGUAGGGACGAUGAGGCAGAGCGCGAAAAGCUCUCUGAAAAGCUUCGGGUCACCAUCGACGCCGUCAACAACUACUCAGAGGAGGUCGUGCAGCUCGACGCGAAGGCGCAGCAAGAGAACAAGUCGCUGAAAGAGCAGCUGGAGAUCUACGCCAAGUACCACGCUACCGGCCAGGACAAAUACCAGGAGAUCAUGAAGGCUCGCGAGGCGGAGUAUGCCAAGAUCGCGGCGAAGCGUGACGCCGAGGUGGCCCGUCAGCCGCAGCUCGAGAGUGAGCUGGAGGUGGAGUCGAGGGGCCUGGAAGAGGCCCGCAAGGAGCACGCGGAGCUGCAGGAGCAGGUGAAUGUCUGGUUGGACCGCAUGACAGAGAUCCAGCAGCGCCUGCUGAAGGCGAAGGGAUCCUUUGAGAGCUCGAGGGAUGAAAGAGAGCGGCAGGUGCGGCGAAUCCGCUCGCUGGAGAGCGAUAGACAGCUGAUGGUCUCAAGAGCGGAGAAAAGCAAAGCACUGCGCGACAAUGAGCACGCGAAGGUGCUGGCCCUCGAAAGCAAGGUGGAGGAGUACAAAAAGCACACAGAGAAGCUGUUAGCUGUGGUGGCCAUGCUUGACGGCGCUGGCGACACUGGCCGGGGCGCGGGGGAAAAUUGUUAG